Menidia menidia (Atlantic silverside) is the source of this 2068-nucleotide messenger RNA. The record is from the annotation of a GenBank genome assembly. Lineage: Eukaryota; Metazoa; Chordata; Actinopteri; Atheriniformes; Atherinopsidae.
CUGCUCCUGCACAGUGCAGUGUUUGUGGCGCGCUGUGCACAUAGUCUGAUUGCGGAGGAUUGUAGAACCUCUACGUCCACACAGGAUUUAACCUGCGCCGCUGCUCACUUAUCUGACUUGGCAUGUCUCAAGACAGCCACCAUGGGAAGUGGACCAUCUCCAGCAGUGAUGAUGACGAUGAGGCUCUUCCUCCUUCUGGGACUAAGAUAUCUCAGUCCCAUCAGCCCUCUAAAUCCAGCGACAGUCCCCAUAGAUUUGCCUCUGUGGAGCCCGUGACUGACCCCGGGGAGGUGAAAUCAGAGCCGGUCGGAACCCCUGUGUCUUCACUCGUCAUUGGCUCUGAGGCCAGACAGUCUGCUGCAACAAACCAAUCGAACCCAGUAAAGUAUACCAGUAGCCCCUCACUGGCUGGGAAGCGGAAAAAGGAGUCUACAGGUAGCGCAGGCUGGGCCCUGUCAGACAGCGACGAUGACGAUGGAGAUGUAAAGGGUGGUGGUCAGAGCAUUUUGCCUAAAGAGGCGCCCUCGAGCCCGAAGACGAAAAAAACAAAGGUGGAGAGCGAGCGCCCUCCGAGUCCCCACGGCCGGCUCUACUAUAUCGAUGAGCCAGAGGACUUCUUCGAGUCCUCUAUUCCUUGUCUUAAUGACACCUUCAGGUUCUACCUCAAUAAAGUGACAGGUCUGGACAAGAAGUACAACAGCGGAGCCCUGCACAUUCGAGACAUUCUGUCGCCGUUAUUCGGAACCUUGAAAGAGUCAGUUCAGUUUAACUACUGCUUUGAUAUCGCAUGGAUGGUGAAGCAGUACCCACCAGAGUUUAGGGAUCUCCCGGUCCUGAUUGUCCAUGGGGAUAAGCGGGAGGCCAAGGCGCGGCUGUUGCAGCAGGCAAAGCCCUUUCCACAUGUUCGCUUCUGCCAGGCCAAGCUGGACAUUGCUUUUGGGACACACCACACAAAGAUGAUGUUACUGUGGUAUGAGGAAGGCUUCAGAGUCAUCAUCCUCACCUCCAACCUCAUCAGAGCGGACUGGUACCAGAAGACACAGGGUCCCAGCGCAGGCGAGUCGCCCACCUUCUUCAAGAAGGACCUGCUGGAGUACCUGGCGUCGUACCGUGCGCCAGAACUCGAAGAGUGGAUACAACGCAUCAAAGAGCACGACCUGUCAGAGACGAGGGUGUAUUUGGUAGGCUCAACCCCAGGGAGGUACGUGGGUCCAGACAUGGAACGCUGGGGUCACCUGAGGCUGAGAAAGUUGCUGUCUGAGCACACAAGUCCUGUUCCUGAAGAGGAAAAGUGGCCUGUGAUUGGCCAGUUCUCCAGCAUCGGCUCCAUGGGGCUGGAUAAGACCAAGUGGGUGGCGGGGGAAUUUCAGCGCACUCUCACCACUCUUGGGAAGUCAUCCCUUCGCCCGGACCCUCCCAUGCAUUUGGUAUAUCCAUCGGUAGAGGACGUGAGGACAAGUUUAGAAGGGUACCCAGCCGGCGGCUCUCUUCCGUACAGCAUCCAGACAGCUCAGAAACAGCUCUGGCUCCACUCCUACUUCCACCGCUGGAAGGCAGACGCUACAGGGAGAAGUCACGCCAUGCCGCACAUCAAGACCUACAUGAGGGCUUCUCCAGAUUUCUCGCAGCUGGCCUGGUUCCUCGUCACAAGCGCUAACCUAUCCAAGGCCGCGUGGGGUGCGCUGGAAAAGAACAACACGCAGGUGAUGGUGCGCUCCUAUGAGCUGGGAGUCUUCUACGCGCCGUCAGCCUUCAACAUGAAGACAUUCCCUGUUGAUAAAAAUCCAUAUCCUGUCACCUCGGCCACCUCUCGUUUCCUGGUACCCUUUGACCUGCCCCCUUCAAGCUACUCUCCAAAAGACCAGCCAUGGAUCUGGAAUAUUCCAUACAGCCAAGCCCCCGACAUGCACGGCAACAUCUGGGUUCCCUCCUGAACACACACAAACACCUCUUACUCUCACUGUCUAUCUCCUGUUUGUACUGUUUACCUGUUAGAUGUAAGUCAUGUUUUAUACUGAUCUGUAGACCAACUUUUUUUUACAAAUAAAUAAUAUGCUAUCCUUGUCCA